Messenger RNA from Podarcis lilfordi (Lilford's wall lizard), 38277 nucleotides. The record is from the annotation of a GenBank genome assembly. NCBI's taxonomy places the organism in Eukaryota, Metazoa, Chordata, Lepidosauria, Squamata, Lacertidae.
GGCUAUAUACAAAUAUUUAAAUACAUAAAACAAUGAAAAGGGUCUAGCUGUUGCUUUGAUUGUACACUUUUAUGUUGCACGACCAAGUAAGGUAGGCAUGAUAAAUCCACAUGUAUGUAGAAAUACCUAGACAAAGAACUGAACGAUGCCAAAUGAAAUCACUUCCCAGCGACUUUAUCGCCCUCACCUGAACGCUUGGAGAUAGGUUGAAUCCUGCUUUGGGAGGGGGGCAUUUCAAGAGCAAAUUGCAGGCUGUUUACCAAGUGCUUCUUUAUUGAGAUAUCCUGUGAAAUUUAUUUUUUAAUUAAAUAAUCAGAACUUUAGAACCUUCUUUACCAUAUAAUGAAAAAUGGCCACUUACCAUCUAAUGCUAGGGAGCGGUGGUUUAUAGCCCAGUGUGACCGCAACGAGCUAGGGGCCACUGUUCUGUCCCACGCAACUGUUUGAGAACAUCAGUGCCUCCUAUGGUUGUAUGGGCUGCUGGGAGCCUGCUCAGUUGAAUCAACCAAUCAUGAGCAGACAAAGGGGUAUGGCCAUAGUGGUGGACAUGGCUGGAGACUUUGGCCUGGAACCUUCAGUCAGGUCCACCAGCUUUCUAUAUAAUUGGGCCACGCCUGAGCCAACCAGCUCAGUCAGAGUUGGAUUGAGCUUGUCUUGAAGUUUUGCCUGUGUCAUAGCAACUGUCACAAUUUAUUGUUGGCAGAUAAAACAUUAGGUUGGAUUCUCAGCCUGGGCAGGGGCUUAGGACUCGUCCCCCUCCACAACAGGAAAUUGGUACUCUGCUGAAAGCGUCUAGGAGGGGGGGGGUUUGUCCAGGUGUCCAGACGGGGGUCAACAGGCCAUAGCACCCUCCCAAAAUGGCAGUCCUGGAGGAAUUGCCCUAUUUGAUGUACAUCAUGGAGUGACUCAUAACCCAGUGUCAACCCAGCCGAAACAAUCAGCUAUCAGGUGGGCUGGCUGAUUCAGGAUACACACCCAAUGCCUUCACCAAAAUCUACAUACAUCUGUAAUAAACAAAAGUUGUGGCCUAUUUGAACCCAGGUCCUGUUAUCCUGCGUCUUAUUUAUCUCCUCUCUUGAGGCCCUGUUGGCUGCAUGCUGCCUGGGCCUGGAGCAGCAACUGCAGCCUAUUCUAGUGCCAUUUAACACAUAAUACAGGAUAAAAUCUACUAAAAUAUUAUCAUUUUCUGUCUCUGUAUAAUGUAAUUGUUAUUUUUUUAAGACUAACUUUUAUGCAUAAGAGCCUAGUAUCAUUCACAACAUUUUACAGUUAGAGGCUCCUUAGAUCUAUUUUUCCCUUUUCAGUAAGGCUGUAAUAGAUACUUGAAAUGUGAUUAAUUAAAACACAGUAAUAGUUCUAAUAGAGUUUUGUAAGGUAUUCAAUGAUUUAGGAGACUGUGAAGGAUUUAAAAAAACGCUAAAUUUAGAACUGCUUGAUUAAAAGUAAAUUAUUCAGCAAAGUUUCGAUCACUUCUAAGAUAAUAGCGAGUACCCUGAUCCAUAGAUGAAUGAACUUGCUCAAACCAUUUGGGUUGUGUUAUGUAGGAUUAUGUAGACAACUUUUGUCUUGUUGCUACUAUUCUGUGGCACACCUUUCAAGCAGUUUCACAAGGUAUUCCGUUCCUACACUGAAGGCAGUGUCACAUAGGAAUGAAUGGGGAACCUACAUGUAGAUCAGAAUGUGCAAUUGUUGCAUGUGUACACCAUUAUACAUUCAAGCACAGAAUUAGAUAUAAAUAAAACCAUUAACAUCAAUAGUUUUGUUUGCUGAAUUGCAUAGACAAUCAGAGACAAUGAAUACCAACUGAGGAGAUGGCCGGCAGGAGCCUGGCCCUCACCCCACCUCCCAGUCAGCCGCUGAUUGGCCAGCCAAAAAGGAGGCGGAGUGAUGGCCAGUCAGCGAUGGGGUGUCACCCAGGCUUGGGAAGCCCACACCAGAUCGCAAACCCUGCCCACCGCGGUAAUUCUGUAUAUACAGGAAUUUUGAAAUGCAAGAAACAGACUUUAGACUGAUCUGUAAAGGUUGUGGGGCAUGGAGAAUAUCAUUUAAAGCCAGAGUGUUUAACUAGAUUAGGUAUUUAGACUUACAUUUCUUCUUCUGCUACUGCUUGGAAUUGAUACAGCUCGCAGCUAUUCUUUAUAACAAGGGAUAGUCAACAUGGGGUCCUCCAGAUAUUGUUGGACUCCAACUCCCAUCUUCCACAGCCAAUAUGACCAAUGUCAGGGAUGAUGGGAAUUGUUGUGUAACAUCAACUGGGGGGCACUGAUUUGGCCAGUGCCCUCUUAAUUUAACAAAUAGGGAUCUGAGGCUGAGAGAGAGUGAUUUAUUUAAGGCAGAGAUGGAGGUAAACCCAGGUUCCUUCCACCCUCACUCUCAUGAUAUAAACAGGCUUGUGGUAUGAUCCUAAGAGCUGUCCCAUUGCCAUAGCAGUGCAACAUCACGUAAUAGCACAUAAUGCCAGUUUUGGAAUUCCAAGCACAUGACACCAGCACUAAUGUUGAAGGGUGCCAGUCCCAUUUAGUAAACAGGUCUAAACCGACUUAAAUCCCUCAUAACAUUUUUAGGACUGCAGUCGUAAUAGUUCAAUGUCAUCUAAAGAAACAUACUAGGCAAAUACUUUGCUCCAUACAUUUAUCUGUGGAUUUUUCAUCUUGUUCUCUUUAGGUGGCUUGUUUAAAACAGGAAUGGCUAACUACUGGUGCAAGGACUUCUCUGGCACCCAAAGCAUUUGCCCCUUGACAUAUUACUCUAAAAGACCUUAUUGCUUUUAGCUGACAACUUCAGGUGGAGUUGAUUUGUGCACUAGAAUAAAUGUCUGGUUCCCAGAUAAAACUUUGCUCUACUUCAAGAUCCAGAAGCUGAGCUCCUCUGAUGCAUAGAAAUCACAUAGUUAGAACAGAAGACACUUCAAAUAACACAGAAUUCACAGCAGAUGAACAGCUGUUGCUUACCAUGUAAUAGUUUUGGAUAUAGGCAAUAAUGCAGUAUUGCUGAGCCAAGGGGGCCUGGUCCUUAAUGGCUGUGGCGAAGGUCUGUUGCUGAGUUCUCUUCUCUAAUCUUUGCUGCCCAAUGGGUAACAUUAACCCACUAGAAAAAAGAAGGGAGGGGUGAGGGAGCCUUAAUUUGCAAAAGCAUCUCUUUGGAACCCAAAUCUGUGGCUGCUGCCUGCUUGUUCUUCUAUGUGGUGGGAAAGCCCCCAUGUUCCCUUUUCUCUCUAACCAUCAAAAUCACCCUGCAAAAUUCUUGUCCUCGUGCUUGAAGCCUAGCAUAAAAUGGAUGCUUCUGGAACAUCUCAACUUUCCAUGGACACCUAAUACAAACAAGGCAGUACAUUCAAAAGACGCUUAACCAUGGAAGGCUGCUGCUAAAAAAAGACAAGAGCUCAUUCUCCCGGCUUAGAGAGGAUUCUAAGAAUUCAUUUUUCAUGAGAGAUGGGGCUGUUUAUUGACCAUUCUUCAGUGACCUCGAAUGAAAGAGAAGACAGCUUGCUGCUCACUCUACCUGGAGCUGGAUGGAAGUGGCUCUAGGCUACAUCCCUGCAAUCUGUAGUUUCUUCACCUGCCUCAGAUACAAGCCACCAUGUUGGUUAAAUGGAAACUGCACAGCUGUUUGAUGUCUCAAAGCAGGACUGCAAUGUUGAAUGCAGCCCCUGACUAAAUGUUAAGGCUCAAGGUAGAAUUCACAUGAAGGCGAGGAAGAGUGAGAUAUGCAAAGCUGGGAGAUUGUAUUCUAUAUGAGUAUCAAUGGAUUCCUGAUGAGCUCUGCACUCAUCUGCCAAUACAGUGGUACCUCAGGUUAAGAACUUAAUUCGUUCUGGAGGUCCGUGCUUGACCUGAAACUGUUCUUAACCUGAGGUACUAUUUCUGGGUUAGCGGAGUCUGUAACCUGAAGCGUCUGUAACCCGAGGUACCACUGUAUACUAUUGUUAUGUUUAGCUUUAUAGCCCAUGUUAUUGCUAAAAUAGCUUUGGCCUACAAAGGAAGUUUUACCAAGUUCCCAGGUUGAAGCGGUACAGAAAGCAGUACAGAUGCUUCUGAAGCAUUUCUGCUUCCCACAGCAUACAUCUUACAAUGAGGUGUUUCCUCUGGAAAAUGCAGUUAGUGCAGAAUGCUCCAGUACUAUUGCUUACAGGAGUGAAGCUGUCAGCAUAUUAUACCUGAGCUCAAAGGGAUGCGAGUGGCACUGGGGUCACUGAGCCUCUGGGGCUUGCCGAUCAGAACGUCAGCAGUUCGAAUCUGUGUGACAGGGUGAGCUCCCGUUGCUCUGUCCCAGCUUCUGCCAACCUAGUAGUUUGAAAACAUACCAAUGCAAGUAGAUAAAUAGGUACCACUGCGGCGGCAAGGUAAACGGAGUUUCCGUGCGCUCUGGCACUUGUCACGGUCCUCCGUGUGCCAGUUGCUGUUUAGUCAUGCUGGCCACAUGACCUGGAAAGCUGUCUGUGGACGAAUGCCGGCUCCCUUGUCCUGAAAAGCAAGAUGAGUGCCGCACCCUAUAGUUGCCUUUGACUGGACCUUACCAUCCAGGGGUCCAUUACGUUUUACCUUUUCCUUACCUGAGCUCAAAUAUCUAAACUGGCUGCUAGUUUGCCACCAGGCUGAGUUCAAGUGUUACCACUGGUACAUAAAGCUCAUAAUGGAUUGGGACCAGUUACCUUGAGGAAUAGCCUUACCCCAUAUGAGCUGACUCACUUUGACCUACCAAACUUGCACUGCUGCAUUGGUCAGGAGCCAUGCCUUUAGUGUGACAGUACCUGUGCUUUGGAACUCUCUGAUUACUGACAAUAGGCAGGGGCCAUCAUUGUAUUCUUUUAGAUGCCUACUGAAAACACUUCUAUUUUGGUGGGCCUAUCAAGACACAUGAUCGGUUACAUGUUUGAUUGUUUUAAACAUUUUUAACAGUUUUUAAAUGUUUUAACUAUGCUUUCAUUUUAUUUUUAACUGUAUUUUUUAUUACGGAUAUACCCUUUCUUCAGCAGGAAGGGCAGGAUAUAGAUUUGAUAGGUAAAUAAGUAAUGCUUUGGAUUCUGUUUAGACGCCUUUUGAAAAUAGCUCCUUAAACUAUAAUACCACACAAUUCCUUAUUGCACUAAAGACUAGGAACUGCCCCCCCCCCCAAUAAAAGUGGCUGAUUUAAAUAUAUUUAUAUAUUAUAUAUUGGCAGGAGCUGGGAAGGGUGCUCUGGAAAGUGUAUCGCAUAUCAUGAGCCUUGAUAGCAGAUUUAUAACUGUUUUUGAUUGUAAUAUGCCUCAAAUUUCUCCUACAAAAUUUAUCCCACAAAAUAGGUAGAAUAUGAAUUUUUUAAACAAGUAAUUCAAAAGCAGUAUGGGUGGGUUUGGAACCCCAAUUUCUGUUAAGUGGAUGACUAGCUUGGGAGUGUCUCUGCCUUAAGAUACUUGCCCUUUGUUUCUCAUUAGUAUGUUUUGAUUUACACGACGUCUGCUUUCAUCAGCUGUUACCGAUUCCCUCUUUGGUAGCAUAGCUUUAAUUCUUUGGCAUGCUGCUUAGGAGGUCAUGCCUGUUCAGGACAGUGGCAAGCUGAUGAUAAACCCUUAAGGAUAAGGACAAAAGUGUCAGAGAUGAUAACUAGAUCUUUGUUAAAUAUUAAGGACCUGUUCUCCUGACCUGGGAUGUUGCAGGUCUUUCUUCGUUCAUUCAGGGGAUUCAUAUUUCAUUUUUGACCAAAGUCCUUAAACUCUCUCCAUACAAAAUUCUGGCCUUUGACAGUUAAACUAUUUUGUUUUGUAGAAUCCACCAUUUUUGUUGCUGAAUCUAUACUUCAUUUUUGUUGGAAUGGUAUUACCUGUUUUUAUAACUCUGUAUGCAGUUUCAACCUGCCCUGGUGAAGGGCAGAUGAUAAAUCUUACAAAGAAAGUAAGAAGGGUUCUCAAAAUGGCUCGCAAUUAUUUAUUCGUGUCUUGACUUCACUUUUUAUUUAGUCACUCUUUCAAAGCUUGCCCUUCUGUACCUUCUUACCCCUCUUCCCUUUUAACACAGAAAGGGAGUUAACUCCCUUGUAGCGCAGCCUACACCAUUGUAAUCAUGUGAGCAGGACCAAUUGGGAUGGCAGAAAGACCCACAUGAUCUCCCUCAACCAGAUGGAGCAUAUACUCACACACACUUUCCUGCAGUAUGUUUGUGUGUGUGAAUGGACACAUGACCAUCUAUGCUUAAUUCCCAGUGUUCUGUUUUCUUACUGUCAUUUUUACCUGAGGCUUUGCUUGGGCAAAACAAAAAAGAAGAGAGUUUCUUUAGUGUCAACAUUCCUGCUGAUAGUGGAUGCUUCUUCACACAUCACUCCAGGAAAAUACAUGUUUCCACAUAUGGGUUCAAACUGCAGGCAAAUGCAUGUAUAAAUAUAUAUUGCACAUGUGUUUGGGAAUCUCAGAUGUUGCAUUUUAAUGCCUAAAAUGUAACAGAUUCUUAAAAUGUAAUUGAUAAAAUAGCUGUUUGCCAGGCUACUAAAAUGCAAGUAUAUUUGCAGGAUUUGAUCCAAUAAGAGCGCCAGGUGGGAAAACUGCCACAAACUCUCUUUUUUAAAGGGAUCAGACACCAGAUCUCUCCUGCACUGGCAUUACCACCCAAGUUUAAAGAAAUGGUUAGCUUCCAUGCCAAAGUAUCACAACUGAUAAAUAAUGACUAAACUUGGUCAUUUCUAUUAAUACAUUUUCUGAGGGUAAAUAAGUGUAUAAGUGGCAAGCAGGCUUUAGGACCAGUCUCUGAUUUCCAAAUAUAGAGAGGGGUUGAGCUAAGAGAAGAAUCACAGCCUAUAAAAGCUGACAGAGAUGAAAGGCUUACUGGUGGCUGAGAGCUGUGAGAGGUAAGUUUGAUAAUCAGUCUCUCUCCCUCCAUCCCCAUUCCCUACCCCCUCCCUCCUGCAAUUUGGGCAACAUACUCCAGAGCUUCCCACUUUGGGAGAGAUCUCGGGGCAACCAAGUGUUAAUUUAGACAAUAAGGGCAGCUAUACUUUAGCUGAGCUUAAAGGCACUUUGCUCUGAGGAGGAAUUUUAGGGGGAAGAGGGUCCAUUUCUGUAAUGUAUUUUGAGAUUCUAAAAAAUUCUCAGCUGUUGAGGAUACUGGACUCAUGAAUGCUUACGCUGUCUGCUCCUUUCUAGAUUAGACGUCUUAUUUCAUCCAGUUCCUUUCUUCUUUCUGUUGGGAGUGGAAAAUAAAAAGGUGAGAAGUCAUGGUGUGGCGCUAUGUGUCCCACCCCUACCCCAUCUCCCAAAUUACAGUUAUUGAUACUUUUUGUGUGAUGCAAUUUCAUUUCCUCAAUCAGUCUGCCGUGGAGUGAUAAUAACUGCAGUGCUUCUGUGCUUGUGUAUUGAGGAGAGGGAAAGUACCUCCCUAUACUUCGACUUCCCUGCCUGCAAAUUGUGGGUGAAGGAAUGACACUCUAAGAAAUAGGUGGACCAUUUCUUGGAAAAACCAAUCUCCCAUGCACUUAUGUUAUCAUUUUCCAGCAUUCAGUAUUUGACGAAGAGUCUUACGGCAUCUUAAAGAUGAACUAAUUUAAAAUGGCAUGAAGUUUUAUGGACUACAAUCGACUUCAUCAGAUGCAUGAAGUGUUAUCUUGAGUUAUAGGUGCAUAUACACAUGAGUUGGGACGAGGGGGUUGUGUAAAGUGAGGUCAGAGAGAAAUAAAAUGUAGAAAAGUACUUAGUUAUUUAGGUUUUUUUUAGUAUACCACCCUUUACCUGCAGAUCUCAGGGCGGUUCGCAACAGAAAAUUACAUUAUAAAAAACACAAAAUGCAUAAUGAAAAUAAGAACAAAAACAAAUCAAUAAUCCCCCCUCCCACCACACAUUUAAAAGGGCAUCAGAUCCUGACAUCAGUGAGCCAAUUAACACAUGUAUUGUGCGGAAGAAAAUCCUUUGUCUCAGUUCAGUUCACAAGUGAUAGUCAAUGUUUGUCACAUUCAGAGUAGACCCACAGAAGUCAAUGGAACUACUCCUAGCAUGACUAAUGUUGGAUGUUUCCAAAUGAAAAUGUUGAUAAAUUGUAAUUCAUUGGUUUCACACAGCACUCUCCCUUUGGAGGUAUUUUGCUCCAGGAUGACUAGUUUAAGAACUUUAACAGAAUGUUUUGGAAGGCUGAAAUGUACCCCAACAGCCCAUAUAAAAAAGAUAUUGACAUAGGAAGCAGCCCCUCUGGCAGAUCCAGAUGCCUUGGGUAGCUCAGCUGGUAGAGCAUGAUGAUGAUGAUGAUAAUAAUAAUAAUAAUAAUAAUAAUAAUAAUAAUAAUUUAUUUGUACCCCGCCCAUCUGGCUGGGUUUCCCCAGCGACUCUGGAUGGCUUCCAACAAAGAUUAAAAAUACAUUACAAUGUCACACAUUGUAAAAACUUCCCUAAACAGGGCUCUUAAUCAUGGGUUCAAGCCCCACAUCGGGUAGAAGAUUCUUGCAUUGCAGGGGGAUGGACUAGAGGACUCUCAUAGUCCCUUCCAGCUCUACAAUUCUAUGAUUCUAUUGUUCUCUGCAUACCUACUCUGGAAACACUAUCACAGGACCUAAUAAUGUCACCCACAACUUCAGGGUUUCAUUCGCCUCCACAUCUGCUAAUGUGAUAUGUGUCAUCAUCUGCCAACAAUGCCCACCUGCAUUUUACAAACUGGCCAGUCCCUGAAUUACAAUACAUCAGGCACUUGAAUAUUAUCACUUGUGGAUGGAAGCGAAACAAAUAAUGUUUAGGUUUUUAUGUGUUCACUGGCUUACCAUUGCCAGGAUGUCAUCGUGAACUAUUGCUGUAUGUGAAUUACCAUUGUUAAGUAUGUAAUUGUCACUAUCUAUACUUUUUCUGCAUUUCAUUUCUCUCUGACCUCGCCUUUACAAUCCUCCCCACAAACCAUGCGCGCGCACAUACACGCAUCCUCCCUAUAACUAAGGAGAACACUUCAUGCCUCUGAUGAAGUGGACUGUAAUCUUUGAAAGCUUAUCGCCAAUAAAUGUGUUAGUCUUUUAAGCAGCCACAACACUCCGUUGUUUUCACUGCAAUAGAGGAACAUGGCUACUCCUCCGGAAGACGUGUAAUAUGAUCUCUUUCCCAAGUGAGAUCCCUAAUCUCUCAUCAUCAGAAGCAGCAGUUCCAUCCCCUGAAACUGCCUGCAGCAGAUGGUUGAGGGUUCUUUGUUUCUCACUCACAGCACAUGCAGACACAUGCUACUUCCCAUCCACUCAACACAGAGACUGCAGAAUUCAAUCAACAUUCUGCUUAGCACAGGUGCCACUUCAUAUCUCAAGUAAUCUUAUAGUUUCACAGCCACUGCCCCUUCUCUCCUUCCUCCCCUUUCCCAGUACACAGGUACAUUCAACAGCAACACAGACACAACUUGAUGAAAGAAAAGGGGGCUUCCAUUUACACUGAGUGCAGGAACGCUGAAAGUGGGAGUAAACCAAGUUUUUCCCCCUGCCCAGGAGUUCCUGUUACAAUCUUACUUGUUUAUCUCAUCCCAUGUUCUGAGCCAAUAAAAUGUAACUUGGAAAGUAGGAGGCACAACAGAGGUGCUUCCUCACCAAAGAACUAUGCUCAAGGAAUGUGUAGAACUAAAAAAACCCCACCCACCCAUCUCAGGCCUUGCUGUGACAAGCAACAUAUGCUAGAUGCCUAGAUUUAAAAGCACUCAAGGAAGCAAGCAAGCCACAUUUGGUCUCUUUGGGUGGGUUUGGAUGGCUGCAAAAAGAGGAGUGAUCCUACCAAAGGUAACGUAAACAAAUGAUUUUUUUCUGCAUCAGAUAGGCCAUUCACAGAAUUAUAAUAAUAACAAUUCUAUACCAAAGUAACUAAUUUGACUCGAAUAUACAAAUCAGGCUGUUACAUGCAAUUGUUUUGCAUAAUUUGUUUUCUGUCAAAAUUAUCACAGGGCAGGAUGCAAUUGUGAUACUUACUUCUGUAUUUCAUUAUUUCUUUCAAAUUAUUAUGCUUCCUUUUGAAACUUAAAAAAAAAGUCAAUUGCAAGGUGCUGCAUUCUUUUCUAGAUUCCAUAUUUUGUAUUUGUGCAGCUAUUUCAUGGAUGCUAAACUAUCCUCACUAUUGUUAUUUGGUUCAAAAUGGCAAUUGACUUAUAUUCAUUCUUAAUUCUCCUUGGUAUUGAUAUUUUGCCCUUUAACAAAGUUCUUAGGGCAGUUGCAGAUAAAAAUAAAUCAAUGUAAGAAGCAUAUUAAGGGCAAAUAGAUAGACAUAAGUAAGCUAGUGAUCUUUCAGGAGACAGAACUAUUGGAUUAUAGAAAACUGAAGGGAGAGUGUGCCCAGAAUUUAGUGUGAGCUAUCCAAUACCACAUAUUUCAGGUGUUUUUGGACUUCAACUCCCAUCAUCACCACUGGCUUGAGCUGAUGGGAACUGGAGUCCAAUAACACCUGGGUGGCACUAAAGGCAACGACUGUUUUAAACUUGUCCACGUACACUGGCCCAAAUCUGAAAGUGACCCGAAGACAUCACAAAAAUGUCACAAAAAGGGUUGGAACGGAGUGGGAGCAGAACAGGGUGGUGCAGUGCGGUCUUACAGGGGCCCACUGACAUGGGUGUGUGUGUGUGUCUCUGGGAUGUAACACCGGUCCCUGACUGUAAAUUGUAUACCCCUGGCAUAGUACAUAAUGUCAGGAUUACAGAGAAAAUGGGAGUUUGUGGGAAUAGCUGGACCUUCUGUUCUGCUUACAAAAGGGAUCAUUCACGCUGCUGCACACUCUAUUAGAUUUAGGAAUAGGGACCAUGUCUGGUAUUGUCUGAACAUGAUGUCUCUAGUUCAAGUUUCCUAGACUUCCACAGAAUAAGGACUGACCCUCCUGUCUCACUUUUAGCUGCAGCAAUGAGCAGUGAUGCAGAAAUGGAGAUUUUUGGGGUGGCUGCCCCUUUUCUCCGAAAAUCUGAGAAGGAGCGAAUAGAGGCUCAGAACCAACCCUUUGAUGCCAAGACCUAUUGCUUCGUGGCUGAUCCAAAGGAGGAAUAUGCCAAAGGGAAAAUCAAGGGCACUGAAGGUGGCAAAACUACCGUGGACACAGAUGAUGGCAGGGUGAGUGUCUUUGAAGAUUUGGGAUGGGGUGUGGAGUCCUCCUUUUCAAUAAGCAUGUGCCAAGAUUUUCCAACUGAAUUGUUCUGAUCAUAAUUGGGACAAAAUUUGUGAAGCACUUAAACUGCUGGGAUGAGCUACUGAAAACAUCUCUAUAAUAUGUAUAUUAAUUUUUACACAAAGAGUUUUCGGUCUGUCCUGAAGAUAGGUGGUGGUAUCAUCAUCAUCAUCAUCAUCAUCAUCCUACAUUUCACCCCAAGAUCCCAGGGUGGGUUACAAUAAUUUAAAACACAACAUUAAAAAGUUUUUAAAACUUACAAUUACUUUAAAAAUUGUGUGGGUCCUAAAUAUAUGCCAUCACUAUUGAAAUCAUUUCAUUUGUACUGCAAGCUUACAUUGUGGCAUAACCAUUUCUCAUUGAAAGUCCUUCCUUCAUUGCAUUUCAGACUCUGACUGUCAAGCCAGAUGAUGUCUAUUCUAUGAACCCACCUAAGUUUGACAGAAUUGAGGACAUGGCAAUGCUGACGCAUCUGCACGAACCUGCUGUUUUGUAUAACCUCAAAGAUCGCUACAGCUCCUGGAUGAUUUAUGUAAGUGGUGCUAUCCUGGUCCACAGAAAGGAAUCCCCAAAGGGAAAGGGUCUAACAGUAUUUUUAUUGGUUUUCAUGCAGACCUACUCGGGCCUCUUCUGUGUCACUGUUAAUCCGUACAAAUGGCUGCCUGUAUACAAUCCAGAAGUGGUGGCUGGCUAUCGGGGCAAAAAGCGCACAGAAGUGCCUCCCCACAUAUUCUCCAUCUCUGACAACGCCUAUCAGUUCAUGCUAACUGGUACGUAUACUUCACAACUGAAAGGGGAAUAAGGUGUUAUAAGCAGAAGGGAAUUGGAGGAACAAUCAUGAUACCAUCAGGCUUAGUAAACCUUUGUCGCAUGCCCAGAUUUUAGGAAAAUUAUUCCAGUGGUUGAACCUGUAACUCAGCAUAUGCCUCUGCAGCAUAAUGAGCAUGCUUCUCCCUUUCCUUUUGGCAGAUCGCGAAAACCAGUCUAUCCUGAUCACGUAAGCAGAUGCUUUGGAUUUGUCCUACUUCAUAUUGCCAAAGUACAAUUAUAACAUAAGUAAUGGUCCUCCAUUUUUCUUUACAUGAUGCUUGCUUUUAUCGUGACAGUGGAGAAUCUGGUGCUGGAAAGACUGUCAACACCAAGCGUGUCAUCCAGUACUUUGCAACAAUUGCAGCUACUGGAGAAGGAGCUAAGAAAAAGGAAUCUCAAUCCAAGAUGAAGGUAGGACGAGAUGGGCUGGCAUUAGUGCAAAUAAACCUGUGGUUGGAAGCAUACAAAAGGCACUGCUGAAGAACCACAGACUCUGAACAACUUCCUGAUUGGUUAUACAGUCAUCCUUUGGAAUCUGUUCCGGAAGUCUGUUCGACUUCCAAAACAUUCAGAAACCAAAGUGCGGCUUCUGAUUGGCUGCAGGAACCUCCUGCAGCCAAUUGGGAGCCCCGUUGGACGUUCGGCUUCCAAAAAUAGUUUGCAAACCAGAACAGUCACUUCCAGGUCUGCAGCAUUCGGGAGCCAAAACGUUUGAGAACUAGGCUGUUCGAAAACCAAGGUAUGACUGUACUCUGUUCUGUUAAGUGAUCAGGUCUAUAGAAUUUCCUUCAUCAAUUAAGAAACAAUGGGGCUUACAGCCAAAGUAUCACAAUUCACCAAGCCCUGAGACUUCACUUACUGGAUCCACAUGGGAUAGCUUUCUGAAGAUUUUUUUUAACUAUGCUUUUUCUUUAAAAUAAGGGCUGUGGAUUUCUAAGCAAUAAUUAAUUCAUUCUGUGAUGUCCUCAUGACACUUGCUUCCAGAGCUGUUACAAUAAAAAGCUAUGAAGCACUUCCAGCAUACAGCAUCUCAAUAAUUUUCACGGCAACUGCUGAGAAAGGAAAGUGGUUGAAGAGUAUGUUGUUCUUUUUUCUUUUUCUUUUUUUUGCAUUACCUAUCUUCCUCUGCCUGAAACAGGUUGUGAAAUGUGGCUAUAUCCAGCCACUAGUCUAAGGGUGCCUCUAAGGCUAAGCAACACAGUACCAUGGACAGCUGUCCAGGUGGUAGAAAGGACAAAUCAUUCCUCACACAGGAAUGGUUCUAGUUGAGAUGCACAGAGAAUUUCCUGCUGUUCUAGCCACACUUUUGUAUCUUGUUCCAGGGGAAAAGGAUGUAGUAUGAAAGGCGUGGCCACAAACUGUUUCUUAAUUCACCUUUAGUUUCUUACAGUUUCCUGUCUCUCUUCCUUUCUUUUCCUCCCUUUUCCAUUCUUUCAUUUCUUCAUUCCCUUCCUCUCUCUACCAGAGCAGUUCAGAGUCAAACUUGCAAAACAAACAAACAAACUGGGAAGGGAUCAUACAGUAGCUAUAAGGAUGCAUGCAACAGACACCUUCUCACUUGAACCCUUGAGUCACUUUCAGAUCCCUGCUUGGUGCAGGGAAAAAUGAACACAUCACCUGUAUCUGAAUACCCAAGACCAAUCACUUGUCCUAAAAUGAACAUAAUUAUGACUCAAGGUCCAUUCAUGACCCAGGCAUUCUUCACGUUAAUCAGACUUAAGGAUCUAAUUAUGACUUGGUCAAAUUGGAGAGUGAAACAAGUUAAGGGGUAGUUUUUCAUGAAAACUAAUGCGGAAAGCUAACACUUAGCUUUAGAAUAUAGCAUUAUGAGCAUAGCAUUGUGCCCAAAGUCUUGUGUAUUUAUCCAUGUACAUUCAAUAGCUGUUACUUCCAUUGUUUUAUUAUUCACUUUUCAAAUAUUUCCUUUCCUUUCCUUUUAUAGGGGACACUUGAGGAUCAGAUCAUCAGUGCCAAUCCCCUAUUGGAGGCCUUUGGAAAUGCCAAGACUGUCAGGAAUGACAAUUCCUCUCGCUUUGUGAGUGGUACAUACAUUGCAGGAUCUAAAAGUCGUUAUCGAUUUUUUAGCCAAUAAUAUCAGCUGUCUCAUUAUUGUGUUUGCAUUUCACAUCCUGGGACUGAUCAUGAAGGUGUUGCCCUGGAGGAAGUCCUGCUGAAGGAAUGUGGCUUGCUUUGUAGUUGCUGAGAAAUUAACAGGCAAUUCACAUAUCAGUUUUACAUAAAGAUUUCAAAUUCUUGUUUGUCUUUGGUAAGUUGUACACCAGUGCCAAGACUUUGAAGUGCUUCAGUAGCAUCUUUUCAUGUCUUCUAAACUUAUCUCAUUUUAAGAAAGCAGCUUGUAAAUUGAUGCAUUUCACAGAAGGAAGCGGAGCUGUGCACAUCAAUAAAUGCAAAUAGCCAAAAGCUGGGAUUCAGCUCUAGCAGUAGAAUAGCAUUUUCUAAUGUACUUGAGGUUAGCAGACUAGCUUAGGAGGCACAGGACAGGCUGUACAGCACACAGAUUUGUCCUUCAACACCUCUAGCAUCAGUCCUCAACAUUUGCCACAUGAAGCAGCUGCUUCACUCCGCCUACUAAGAGGACUGGCCCUUUGUACAGAAAUCAUUUGUUUAUUGAAACAGUUACCAUAUUGGCCCGAAUAUAAGCCACACCAGCAAAUAAGCCACACCUUUAAAAUUCAAAGGGAAAAAAGAAAAAAAAAAGACAAUACCCAAAUAUAAGACGCUUCCUUAAAAUUCCACAGGCACUUACACCCAUAAAUGGCAAAUGUAGAAGAAAAUCCUUCAGCGAUAUUGUAAAAGCCAUUUUUUGUAAGGUUGUGAAUUUAAGCCACACUUUAACUUUUCAUGGUCGGGAAAAAAAGUGUGGCUUAUAUUCAGGCCAAUACGGUAUAUCUCAUCUUUUGGUUUUUCAAUUGAGCCACCAAAGCAACUAACACCUUCCAUUAAAAAUAGAAACUUAACACAGAAAUCAAUGCCCCUUCCAUCCAGAAACAUAAGGAGCAAUUCCAAUAAACAAACAAUAAAAUGAAAAAUCCAUAAUAGAUCUAAUCCUGGUAGUUGUGUUUUCUGAAAGGACCUGGAUCUCUGUUGUGACUUUUUUUCUCUGUACUUUGCAGGGCAAAUUCAUUCGGAUUCAUUUUGGUGCCACUGGAAAGCUGGCCUCUGCAGAUAUUGAGACCUGUAAGUAUCCUGAUUGGAACACAGCCAGUCAAAUAUUAAACCGGGUUUACAAACAUUAAAUGUGAAUCUUUGUUGCAGAUCUGCUGGAAAAAUCAAGAGUAACUUUUCAGCUGAAGGCUGAGAGAAGUUACCAUAUUUUCUAUCAGAUUCUCUCCAAUAAGAAGCCUGAACUUAUUGGUAAGAAGGAUUCUCAUUUAUUUCCUUCCUGAAUGUCUCAGAUUAUCUGGUAAAGCAGAAGAGGAUCUUAUGUUAGUUGCUCAACCAGAGCUACACAGAACUGGGUGGGGAGGGAGCGAGAGAGAAUUGCUCAGAACCAUUUACUCUCCUUCUGUAUCUUAAUCUAAGAUGUUAUGUGGCGAUUAUCAGACUCUUCUAAUUUCAUUUCAGAAAUGCUUCUCAUUACAACAAACCCUUAUGACUAUCCAUUUAUAAGCCAAGGGGAGAUUUCAGUACAAAGCAUAGAUGACCAAGAGGAACUAAUAGCUACAGAUGUAAGUAUAAGUGCUGCUGCUAAUAUAAAUACUGAGUAACAAUUUCAGCUAAUUGCUGCAUGAACUAUCUUACAGACGGCUAUAGACAUCCUGGGCUUCACUGCUGAAGAGAGAGUUGGAAUCUAUAAACUAACUGGGGCAGUGAUGCAUUAUGGGAACAUGAAGUUUAAGCAGAAACCACGAGAGGAGCAGGCAGAGCCAGAUGGCAGUGAAGGUAACAGUUCUCUGGCAUCCACCAUUAAAAAAAGCCAGUUUCCAGAUCUCAUUUGGGGGGGGUGGGGCGGAGAGAGAAUUUUCACGUGAGGUGUGCAAAGCAUCCUGCAAAGAUUUCACAUUAAAAGAGAUUAUAUACAGUUCUUCCUCAGCUUUUGGCAAUUAAUCUGAAUCGCUCUCCCUGUCAUAAUUUUAAUGAGUAAAUUACAAUUGCAGCUACAACUUUAAUUGUGACUAUCCCAUUCUCAAAUGAUUAUUGCUUUCUGGCUGUCCUGAAAGAGUUCCAUCCAUAUUUGCUUCUCAUAUGUUGUUUUGUAGAGGCUGACAAAGCAGCUUAUCUGAUGGGCCUGAAUUCUUCAGAUUUACUGAAAGCCCUAUGCUUUCCCCGAGUGAAAGUGGGAAAUGAAUAUGUGACCAAAGGUCAAACAGUGGACCAGGUGAGGACAUGCAUCAGAUCAAAAACAUUUAUUAGCUUAUGUGAGGGGCUCUUACUCAGGCAAGGUACUGGUACAUUUCAUCCUUUCAGUAUGCUGCUUAGUAAGGAUUUACAAGUAUGGGGGGAAAUCUGUUUUCUUCUGGUAACAUCCAUCCCAGCUAGAUUAAUGCCACUGGAGCACUAUUCAGAAAAGGUCACACCAGCAGGGAAUCGAUAGUUUGGGAUGGAUAGAGUGGAACUGGUGAGAUGAGACAACAUGUACAGGACACCCAGUACCAUCAUCAUCUUCUUUCAGGAAGCCCUGUGGCAAAGCAGCUUGUAUUCCCCACCCCAACUUGGAAGGAGAAGUUUGAAGCAGAAAGAUCAGAUAUUUAAGCUACUCACCUCUUGUGGUGGGUUUCUGAGCUGGGAUCAUUCAGUUUCCAUCUUAACUAGCUAACACUAUUAUUCCUGGGUCAUUCCAUAUCCUAGGCCAGACAGUGAUUCAUAGAAUCACAGUUGGAAGGGACCACAAGGGUCUUCUAGUCCAACCCCCUGCAAUGCAGGAAUAUUUUGCCCAACAUGGGGCUCAAACCCACAAUCCUGAGAUUAACCAUUUUAUGCUAUACCAAUUGAGCUCUAACAACUUGUGCAGUGACUUGUUUCAGCAACACUGUUUAACUAUGUAGUGGCCGCUAAUUGUCUGGACUGUUGCCUGCAGGUGCAUCAUGCUGUCAAUGCCCUUUCCAAAUCUGUCUAUGAAAAGCUAUUUUUCUGGAUGGUACUUCGCAUCAACCAACAGCUGGAUACAAAGCUGUCCAGGCAACACUUCAUUGGGGUCUUAGAUAUUGCAGGCUUUGAAAUCUUUGAGGUAUGUGGACCCAUUGCAACUUCUUGCCUCUCUUGUAACAGCCAAAUUAACUGCCUAGGCUGAACUUGUUCCAGAAAGUCGGCUUAUAAAUAUUUAUAUAAAUAUAUUUUGCCUUGUGCACUCUGUCCCAGAGUAUGGUUGUAAUGGGUGAUAUGGGGAAGGGGAAGAAUAAUUUCCCAUGCUCGCACCUUCUCUUCCCUUUUGGAGAGGGACAAGUUAAUCCCUAACCUCAAAGAGGUACCAUUAAUUAAGAAAAUAUUCCACUAUUCCCUUCUGCAUAGCCCCCUUCUUUCCUCUAAAAAUUGUGAAGAAUUAAUUCUAAAAACUGCUUACCUGUGUACCUUUGAAGCCAAAGCCAUCAUAUUAACAUAAUAUAUUCUGGUGUUAGUUCAACAGCCUGGAGCAGCUCUGCAUCAACUUCACCAAUGAGAAACUGCAACAGUUUUUCAACCAUCACAUGUUUGUGCUGGAGCAAGAGGAGUACAAGAAAGAGGGGAUUGAAUGGACUUUCAUAGACUUUGGAAUGGAUUUGGCUGCCUGCAUUGAGCUUAUUGAGAAGGUACAUUUGCCAUAUUGUCUUGCAGUGGUGGACCUUGAUUUUUGAGGCCCUGAAAGUUGAACUGUUAUUGGGACCCCUUCACGACCAGCAACGAGGUCUGGGUAACCUCUUAUCUUCUUCAAUGGGGUUGUUCUAUGACAUAUCUAUAUCUAUAUCUAUAUCUAUAUCUAUAUCUAUAUCUAUAUCUAUAUCUAUAUAUAUAUCUAUCUAUGAACUACAACAUCUCAGAUUUUGCUUAAAAUUGCUGUACUGUGACACUUCACCUUUACAACAUCUGUGCUACUGACUCUCAAACUUUGGAAUUGGUGAAAUACAUUCGGCAAAAAAUUAAUCCGUUUGAGUCAUGUGACUGAAACUGGAUCUACUAGACCCAAUUUUUUCAAAGCAAUGUGGAAUAACGUCACUUCUGGGACCCCUCUGGGAUUAGGGCCCCUGAAGCUUAAGCUUCAUUAGUUUCAUAGUAGAUCUACCCCUGUUGCCUUGUAAAUAAAUACAUAUCUGAAAUAAAACUUGUUUGUUUUUCCAUUUAGCCAAUGGGCAUUUUCUCCAUCCUGGAAGAGGAGUGCAUGUUUCCUAAGGCAACUGACACUUCUUUCAAGAACAAGCUCUAUGACCAGCAUCUUGGAAAAUCUGCUAAUUUCCAGAAACCUAAGCCUGUCAAAGGCAAGCCUGAGGCCCACUUCUCCUUGGUCCACUAUGCAGGGAUUGUGGACUACAAUAUCGCUGGCUGGCUGGAGAAGAACAAAGACCCUUUGAAUGAAACUGUUGUGGGACUCUAUCAGAAAUCAUCCAUUAAGAUUCUGGCCAAUCUUUAUGCUGCCUUUGCUACUGUAGAGGAUGGUAUGUUAUCUUCAUCUAUUACAGAGUGGUCCAACACAUGGCCCUCAAGGCCUUUUCUGGCAACAUUUGAUGCCCCCCCCCCCCCGAGUUCUCAUGCUGCUUUCCCAAAGCUGGCUAAGCAAGGUGCUGGACUUUGGGCAGAAGGUGUGAGGGUUCUGACAGGGUCCUAGAGUCCUCCCUCCUCCUUCCCAAAGCCUAGUUAGUGCUUUCCUAGCUUUGGGCAGGCAGUGUGAGGGCUCUAGAACCAAGCUAAAGCCUCCUCCCCAAAGCCUGGUGCCUCACUUAACCAGCUUUGGGAAGGCACUGUAAGGACUUGGGUGUGUGUGUCAAAUUUUGGCCUCACUCCCCACCCCACCUCUGUGACAAGGCAGUGUGUGAACUGUGGGUUCCGUGUCCUUUGGCCCACUUGGUAUGAAAAUUUGGGCCACCCUGAUCUAUUAUAUUUGGCUUAAAACUGCGUGACCUCUUGCACUGACCAUGGUUAGAAGGAUGGCCAGAAUGGCUGACCAGAAAUAUCGCCAAUUGUACUUACGUCUUGCUUUGCAGCUGAAAGUGGUGGUGCUACUAAGAAGAAAGCUGCCAAGAAGAAGGGGUCUUCCUUCCAAACUGUUUCUGCACUUUUCAGGGUAAGGCUUGCAGGCAUCCUCAGAAAGACAGGUGCCCCGCUGCAAUAAAUAUAUUUUUGUAGAAGCAAAUCUCAUUAAUUGGAUAGUCAAUAGUUUGUAUAUGUGGUGCCAUUAGCUCAAAUGGUGGACGGCUUAUAGAAGUGCCUAAGAGCAUAUAUCACCCAGCGAUGCAUUUGACUUUGAUCCUUUGUUGGAAACUGAAUGCUGGACUACACUGAUCAUGCAUCUGAGGUGGGUACAUUAUUUAAAACAACAACACACCCCAAUAAUUUUGCUUUUUUCAUGUGAUCGUCAUCUACUUAAAUUACAAAGGGAUCAGAAAGUAUAAUAAUUAGAAAUGAUAAAAUAAACAAUAUUAAAGGUGUGCUUAUGGGUAUUAGGCUUGUAUAUAAUAAGGUUUAGAUCUUGGAGUGGGGGUAAGUACAGUAAAUGUAACAAAUAAGUUAAUCUUAUUUCCAUUUUUGGGGAGCAGACCUUAUUAGCCUACACAUUUCAUUUUUAUUUCAGGGCAUGUGGAAGAAGAAGAACAUUUGUAAAUAAAUAUAAUAUGGCUCUUUUUAUCAGAAUAAUAACAUUUUAACAGCAUUUAAUAUAAAUUUCCAAAUUACAGGAAAAUUUGAACAAACUGAUGACCAACUUGCGGACAACUCACCCACAUUUUGUGCGUUGCAUCAUCCCCAAUGAAACUAAAACUCCAGGUAACUAAGACAAUCUGACAUCAAUUUCCAGCAGGAGUUCAGUCGAGUAUCAGGGAAAGCUGCUAUUUAGGUUUUCUCUUCCACAGGUGCAAUGGAUCACAGGCUUGUUCUGCACCAGCUACGGUGUAAUGGAGUGCUUGAAGGCAUUCGAAUCUGCAGGAAGGGAUUUCCAAACAGAAUCUUAUAUGGGGAUUUUAAACAAAGGUCUCAGCUACAUUUAUUGUGAUCUUCCUAAUUUGCAUUGAGGCAAUUUGUUAGGAAAACACUGUCUAGAAUUCUGGAUAACAAUGACACCUGUGUCUGCUUGAGCAUCACUUUAUAUACUAUAAUUUAGAUACAAUGGCAUUUUUUUUGCAGAAAAUAUGCUUUUUAAUGCUGCCCUGCCCUCACUGUUUUUGCCUGGGGAACUUCCGUUUAGGAUUUUGUACAAUACAAAUAAAUAUUUGGAUAAAAAGUAUCGCAGCCUCCUCAAAUCUUGCUGCCUAUUUAUGGGCAGUUACCUAAGCUGUUUAGAAGUGUUUGCUAGUGGGAAAGAGCUUCUUCCUUCUCCACUGUUUAGAGCGCUAAAACCUGUUUGUGUUUAAAUGGACAGAUACCGCGUUCUGAAUGCUAGUGCUAUCCCAGAGGGCCAGUUUAUGGACAGCAAGAAAGCCUGUGAGAAACUGCUGGGAUCUAUUGAUAUUGAUCACACCCAGUACAAAUUUGGACACACCAAAGUAAGCACUUCUCUGUGCUGAGAAGAGUACAAGCAGUGGCUCUACUUUGGCAGCGACUAUACUUUGCCUUCUCUUUUUAGGUGUUUUUCAAAGCUGGGUUGCUGGGCCUUUUGGAAGAGAUGAGAGAUGAACGUCUAGCAUUGCUCAUCACUCGCACACAAGCUAUGUGCAGAGGGUACCUCAUGAGAACAGAAUACCAAAAAAUGGUGGAAAGAAGGUAUAAUGUUUCUCCCCAGGUUUACACCAGGGAGCUUCACUUUACUGGAUGCAGAGCCUCCCCCUCCCACCCUUACCUUGAUUCCCCAGAAGUGUUAGAGGAAAGAUACCCUACAAAUGAUAUUUUUGAAACACUCCUUAAAAUUUCCACUUCUCCCACCCUCUCUGUGUUGUGCCUAUGUAAUCCUAUCAUGCUGCUAUAAUCUCCUUGGGCUAUAGGAGCAGACCUCACCUCUUCUGUUAUACAUAGAAAUGCUGGCAAACUGAAGCUAAUUGCUUAAGCUGCAAUCCCAACCUCACUUACCUGGCAGAAAGCACCAAUGGACUUACUUCUAAGUAGAUAUGGUUGGGCUUGCACCAAAAGAUAUCUGCUACAGGUCUCUUGAAAUUCUGUUAACUGUAGGUGCUAAAUCAGAUUUUUCAGAAGAGGGGUGAUGAACACUAUUUCACUCAAGUCAAGAGAGGAGUGGGCAACCUCAAGCUUAUCUGACCCUCUCCACCCAUCACUGGGCCUGCUUUGCAUCCUUCUGAGUGUUUUUGCCUGCCUGGAAUGUGCCCUUGAGCUUCAAUUUGCUUUCCUGGGCGGAGAACAGGGUGUGUAUGCAAAAACUAGCCUACUGCGCAAUUGUAAAAUUUUAUUGCUCUAUCUCAGGCAUGUCUCAGGUAGAUCGCGAUCUGCUGGUAGAUCACGGGGUGUUUCUGGUAGAUCCUGGAGGAUCUUUGGCCCCUCAGUGAUCUCCAUGCCAAAAAAAAAAGAAAAAGAAAGAAAGCUCCACAACUUUGUCUUUCUAAAAACAAAGCUCAAAAACUCUGGGUCCCCCCAAAAAAGCUCCACAACUUUGGCAUUUCCAAAAAAGCUCAACAACUGUGUUCCAUCCAAUGAAAAUAGGUAGAUCACUGCCAGUUUUUUUAUACUGUGAGUAGACUGCAGUCUAUUGGGAGCUGGAUGUCCCUGCUCUAUCUAGUUUUGCCUCUGGCCCCAUCCACCCUCUGGCAUGUGGUCCCAGAAGGGAAUGUAGCCGCUGGGCUUAAAAGGUUUCCCACCCCUGAGUUAAGGGAAAUAAAUCGUCAAGUAGUUGCAUAUUCAUUUAAUUAUUUGCAGGCGAGCCUCUUGAAAUUUUGCAGUUGAAGCCUCAUUAAAGAGCUCCCGAGCUUUGCUUAGGAAAACUAACUUUCCGCAAUGAGUAACUCUGUGAAUUGGUUCCAUCACAGGGAAGCUAUCUUCACCAUCCAGUACAACAUUCGCUCGUUCAUGAACGUCAAACACUGGCCAUGGAUGAAGCUGUUUUUCAAGAUUAAGCCACUGCUGAGGAGUGCAGAGGCAGAGAAAGAAUUCGCCAAUAUGAAAGAAGAGUUUAAAAAAACCAAAGAAGAACUUGCUAAAUCUGAAGCCAAAAGGAAGGAACUGGAAGAGAAAAUGGUCUCUUUGCUGCAGGAGAAAAAUGACUUGCAGCUUCAAGUGCAGUCUGUGAGUAAUUCACAAAUAUCUCCCCAUGGUCAGUUUUAGGAAAUGUGGUGCUCUAAGCAAAUUAUUAAAUUAUCACUAUCUCAUCAGGCUUUUCCCUCUCCCCAUCAGUCAGCUGUCCCCAGUUGAGAUCUCUAGCUUGCGUCAGCUGCUUCACAGCAAGCUCCCAGUAAGAUCUGUACUCUGACAUGCCGCUACUUACCCUGCUGCCCUUCACAUCCAUCUCAGGCUGUUCAUGAGCUGCCUUUUUCCGUUAUGGGGCUGUUUUGCCUCAUGCUACGCUCCUUCCUAUUGCUGUCAUCUUGCAUUUGGCCUGUUCUUCCUUUGUUUGCACCUGGCACCCUGGGCAGCAGAUGACCAGUCACUUUUGCUGUAAUUGAGAAGGGAAAGCCCUUCCAUCAUUUAUUGCAGGAAAACUUGCUACAGCUAGGUAGUUGGAUUGCCUAUUGGCUGGAUCCUUUUCAGAUCCUUCCUUCCUUCCUUCAGAACAGUUACUUAUGCUAAGUUUGAAGAAUAGCCAGUUAAAGUCAAAUGGUAACAUGAGCAGUUGAAAAAGCUUACAAACAUAGCCUUUAUACUUACACUCACUCACUUUCUCACUCUCUCUCUCUCCCCCCCGCCCACAAACCCAGCAACCCACCCUGAAUUAUUCUCAGUAAACAAGAGACAUUAAACAGCAUACAGUCUGAGAGGUCAUACUGGCACCACAAAACUCCUCCCUUCUUCUCUUGUAUUGUAUUUCCUUUUUGACUAUAUAGGUACAGCACAGAUAACCCCAUCUUGAACUAAUGCUACAGUGUCACUUGCUAUCUAUCUAUCUAUCUAUCUAUCUAUCUAUCUAUCUAUCUCCCGGUAUAUAUUUAAAGUGACCACCAAAUCUUGAAAUCAAACACAGAGAUGGAAGAGAAGGCAUAAAUAUAGUGGGAAGGUGGAACUGAUUAUGAUGUUGGAUCUGAAUGGUCCAUCUUGCAGAAAGAUACACACUAAUGGGCUGAGAUGCAAAGACAUGCUUAGGAAUUUCUAUGAGUUUGUGUCCAGCUGGUGUGAUUUUUGUUUGUUUGUUUGUUCGUUCUCCAAUCCCCUGGAACAGAAGACAUCCCUCAUACCAUAACAGAAACUGUCUUUGAAAACCUUCCCUCCCCUUACCAGUUUUUAAAGCAGCAUGUCAUGUGUGGCUGUCAUUUGACAAACACAAGUCUAAAGCCACCUUGAUGACCUGGAAUUGGUUUGGAUCCCAGUUAUGGAGAUAAAAUGUAGAGAAGUCAAAGCUUUUAGCUGCCUUUAAAGGGGGGGGGAGCAAUUUAGAAAGUGGUAUACUGUUAUACUGCCUGAUGGAGUUGAAUGAUAAUAUAUAUGAUACAUUGUUCUCUAACAAGGAAAGUGAAAGUUUGGCAGAUGCUGAGGAGAGGUGUGACCAGCUGAUCAAAACCAAAAUCCAGCUGGAGGCAAAAAUCAAGGAGUUGACUGAACGAGCGGAGGACGAAGAAGAGCUGAAUGCAGAGCUGACAGCCAAGAAAAGGAAACUGGAAGAUGAGUGCUCCGAACUGAAGAAAGAUAUUGAUGACCUGGAGUUAACACUGGCUAAGGUUGAAAAAGAAAAGCAUGCCACUGAAAACAAGGUAACCUUUAAUAUUGCCUUCAAAAUGUCGUUUCCCGUACUAUCUGCCAAGAUAUUCAAUUGCCAUAUAAAGUUUUGAAAAAUUGUCACACUUUUCACUCUCAUGUUACAAACUGCUAAUUUCUUAUGUAAAAUGGCUUCCCAUCUCGUGCCUCUACCUCUGCAAUUAAAGACAGUACGUUAAGGACAAACACAAAGAGUAAGCUUACAAUGAUCCUAUCCUUACAAUGUCUGCCCUUAAUCGUCCUUAAUCAGUAUUUCAGCUGAUCUCAACACCAUCAACAAUCUUAUGCUGUGUUUUGUAGGUGAAGAACCUAACAGAAGAAAUGGCAGUUUUGGAUGAAACUAUUGUGAAAUUAACCAAGGAGAAGAAAGCCCUCCAAGAGGCCCAUCAACAAGCUCUUGAUGACCUACAAGCUGAAGAAGACAAAGUUAACACUCUCACUAAAGCGAAAACCAAGCUGGAGCAGCAAGUUGAUGAUGUGAGACAGCUAAUCCCAGUCAUUCUUGAACUUUGCAUGAUAUUUUUUCAUGAUGACUUACUUGCUUUGGGCUGGAUUGUUAUAAGCUGCCUUGAGUUAUAGCUAUGUAAAAAGGUGGUAUACAAAUGAAAAUGAAACAUCUCUAAGUUAAUGAAGUUUGUUUUUGAACCUGUUAAUGUGCCCAAGUGGAACUUGCACAUAACAGGAUACAGGGUUCUCCUGCUAACAUACAAUUUCCCCCCUGAAUAAGCUGGUUUAAAGGUCCCUGAGUUCAGAGGAGAUCCUCUGGAAGCACAUCAUUAGCAAAACAAUAGUGGAUAAGGAACACUACCCUUAGUUUGUACUGAUAUUUGUGUGACGAUGGGGAAGGAGCAUUCUGAAGGGUGUUGGGUUUUUUUUGCCUCCCAUCUUAGCUGGAGAUACAGAAAUGCUCACUUUCCUGCUAGCAAAUGUCCAUUCUUCAUACUUUGUUAAUAUUGAGUUUAACCCAAGGAAUUAGUAAUUUCCCAUUAUAAAAAUCUCUGAGACUGGCACUAACAUUAAGCUUUUGUUGCAGCUGGAAGGCUCCUUGGAACAGGAAAAGAAAAUCCGCAUGGAUCUUGAGAGAGCUAAGAGAAAGUUGGAAGGGGACUUGAAACUUGCCCAGGAAUCCAUAAUGGAUCUAGAAAAUGAUAAACAGCAGCUAGAAGAAAAGCUGAAGAAGUACGGAAAUCGUAAAUUGUAGUUGCAUAUUAAAAUAUGUUUAUGGGGUAGCUUUUUAAUUAAACUGCCUCUUCAAUUCCUUUAUAGGAAAGACUUUGAGUACAGUCAAAUGCAAAGCAAAAUUGAAGACGAGCAAACUUUGGGUAUCCAGCUGCAGAAGAAAAUCAAAGAACUUCAGGUAUAAAUUGUUUUCUUCAUUCUAGCAUCCCAGCUCAUUUUCACUUGGUAAGAAGAAUUAAAAUGUUUGGUUAUAAAUAAUCUUUGAUAUGUAAAGAUGAUAUAAUGAAACAUGCCCUCCUUGUAAGACUGCUCCCAGACUUCAGCACACUUUUGUGCAGAUCUACCACCCAUUUGGGUAGAUGCUGGUAUAUGUCCUUAGCAUAGUAACUAUGCUGAGUAAACAGGUUGUCUGGAAGCAGUGAAAGACAGAAGUUUAAUAGGAUUAAUUUAUUUCAAGUAUAUGUUUGGUAGGACACAACGAAUUAGGACCACAGUGGCUCCAUUUUCAAAUUGUUGUUGUUUUGAAUAGUUUGUUUUCAACAGCCUCAUUACAUUACAUUACAAUCUAUUUUCAAAUGUGUGUCUCUGAAGCAGCUCUUCUCUGUCACUAUGCUUCUCAUUUUCAUCUAUGACCAGUACAAACCCCAACCUGACUUUCUGCUAAUAUUUCCCAAUAUAUCCCUGGUUUUGUCCUUUGCUCCUUGCAACUCUCACACCCUUGACGCCAAAAGUUUCCUGAUCCUUUCUGCAAGGGUGUCACAUCCCAUUUUGCCCCUUGAGGUGAAAUAGGAAGUGCUGCCCUGCUGCCGCACUGCACCUGCUGAAGCACCCUUUUCCUAUGUCACUGGAAAUUGGCACCAAUGUCAGCAUUGCUUCUCCACAAGCAGCAGUGGCGGUGUGGUGCCCAUGAGGGUGCUGCUGCAAGGGCUUCCAUCACCUGAGGCAGGGGCAGGCAACCUAAGGCCUGGGGGCCGGAUGUGGCCCAACUGCCUUCUAAAUCUGGCCUGCGGACGGUCCAGGAAUCAGUGUGUUUUUACAUGAGUAGAAUGUGUCCUUUUAUUUAAAAUGCAUCUCUGGGUUAUUUGUGGGGCCUGCCUGGUGUUUUUACAUGAGUAGAAUGCAUGCUUUUAUUUAAUAUGCAUCUCUGGGUUAUUUGUGGGGCAUAGGAAUUCGUUCAUUUCCCCCCCAAAAUAUAGUCCGGCCCCCCACAAGGUCUGAGGGACAGUGGACCGGCCUUCUGCUGAAAAAGUUUGCUCACCCCUGGCCUGAGGUGCCUGCUUCACUUCGCCUUAUGGGCAGGCCAGCCCUGCUCUUCCAUCAGCUUCACCCAUUUUCCUCACUGCCCCUUUUACUUGGAAUUUCCUCCCUGAAAAUAUAAUGUCUCUUUUUCUCCAAAUCCCGCCUUCCAAAUUCUCCCGUUUUACAAAGCCUUUGCCUUAACCUCUUGAAUUCUUAUUCCCAACUGCAGCCUUGUCCAAGUACAUGUAACUGCAUUUUCUCACAUUUAUCUUAGCAUCUUCCAUCUCUCCACUGCUGAUUUUAGAUUGUGAGUUCCUGGUCUCUCCUUUCCUUAUCUCUCGUUCUUUGAUUUAUGAACCUUUGUGAAGCAGCAUCUUCACAUAACCAACAACUUUAUUAUCAACUACUGGUAACCAUAACCACUUCCUCCUCCUCCUCCUGUGUAGGCUCGUAUUGAGGAACUGGAAGAGGAGAUUGAGUCUGAGAGGGCAACUCGGGGGAAGGCAGAAAAGCAGCGGGCUGAAUUGGCACGUGAACUAGAGGAAAUCAGCGAGAGGCUUGAAGAAGCUGGAGGGGCUACUUCGGCCCAGAUUGAAAUUAACAAGAAGCGGGAAGCAGAAUUCCAGAAAAUGAGGCGUGACCUGGAGGAAUCUGCCCUGCAGCAUGAAGCUACAGUUGCAACUCUCCGUAAGAAGCAUGCUGAUAGUACAGCGGAGCUUGGGGAGCAAAUUGAUAACCUGCAACGUGUCAAACAAAAGUUGGAGAAGGAAAAGAGUGAGUGCAAAAUGGAGAUUGAUGACCUGGCCAGCAAUCUUGAGUCCGUUACCAAGUCUAAGGUAUUUGAAAGUAAAUUUGAGUAGUUCUUCACAGUCCAGACUACAAAAUGUACAUUCUUAUCUGUGAACAAAAAGAAGAAAUGUAUCUCAAAUAUUCUGAAAAGGUGAUCUUUUGCCCAGCAAGGUCUUUGAAGCAGAUGAUUUUUGGGCAGAAACAUAUAAGCCCUAGAAGGAGGCACUUGAACCAAAACUCAUUGGGCUAAUUUAAUAAUAAACAUUGAUCCAUUUCAGCAUUUUUGAGAUGUAUUUUUCUUUGUUCACAAUAAAUUCUUCUUUUUGUGUGUGUUUCCUUUUGACUUUCUCAGUAAACACACAUACAUGACUGACUGCAUAAUGUAUCCUGUUUCAUUUCACUUCUUACUACCACAGGCUAAUUUAGAGAAAAUGUGUCGUACAUUAGAGGACCAGCUCAGUGAAAUAAAGGCCAAAUCUGAGGAAAACCAGAGAUCAGUGACUGAUCUAACAACACAGAAAGCCCGUCUGCAGGCUGAGUCAGGUAAGGAGGAAAACAGUGGGGAUGCAAGAUGCAAACAAGGGCCAUUCCAGGGUUUUCUUUCCAUCAUUUGCUUCAAGGUGAACGGUUUUUAUUAUUUAUGUUUUGUGGAAUCUAUGCAAUGUCUCAUGUUCCUGCAACACAUUUUUAGUCUGUGCUUCUGAGGUUAGCUUUCAGAAGCACCAAUAAAAAACACAAACCAGGCUAUCAUGGGGCUAAACUGGUUUAAAUUCAAGUAUUCUGCUGGCAGAGCACUGAGGUGAUAAUCUGGUGGUUGAGUGUGGAGGUAGAUUUUCAUUUUUUAAAGAGUAUUCUUGGAACUUCAGUCUAGCUUGUUGCUGAAGUAACAAGGGAAGCUGAAUAACCGGUGCAAUGGCAGAUGAAGAGAAAACAAAAUGUUAGACUAAACCUCUGAAUCCAUAUUGUGAAUGUCAGGCUGAGCCCUGGAACAUGCGGGCUAAUAAAACGCGGAAGGGAGUUCAUCUGAUGGCCAUUUGUAUGUUGCACAAAAGAGGGAACACAAAUGACUUGCGCUUCUUCAUUUUGUGCUUCUGGUGCAACUUGCAAGCUGCUCGUUAGUGAGAAAUGAGCUGCACCCACACUUCGCUCACAACUAUCUCACCAUGGGAGCCGCUAUGCACACUUCUGCUUUGUAAGAUGCACUGAACGUUAAAAAAAGAGGCAUUCAAAACUGUCUCCAGCAAAUUCAGAGUGAAUUUCAAGCAUCACUGAGCAGCAAACCCCAAGUCCAGUAUAAUAGGGAUUAGACUUUUAUGUUGGAGUGUACAUGCAGGUCCUGUUUUACGACCCCAAUGCAUUUCCUGGAAAUCGUUAGGUGUGUCUAUAUAUAACGAGUCCACAAUUUCCAUUGUUUCCUAUGGAAAUAUUUCUAACGCCGGAAUUGUCUGAUACCUUCCCCACCUCCAUGGUUUCUUCUUGAAAUGGCUGCAACUCAUCAGCAAAAAAGAGACAGAGGGAAAAACUGAUUUGUCCUCUCUCUCCUGCUCCCUGACUUGUCCUGUUUCCCCUGCUCUCUGAUUUAUCCAGUCUUGCUUCCCACUCUCUGUGGUUUCUGCUUGAAAAUGGCUGCUGCCAGCCAACAAAACACAAAAAACCAAGGAAGUGGGCUGUUUGGAUAAGUGAAUCUGUGGUGCAUAUAGCAAGGUUUGGGCAUAAUUUUGAAGUGCGGAUGGUGGGACCUGUGUGUAUUUUCUAGGAAGGUUCACGCCCUGCUACUUAUGGACCAGCAGAUCUGUGAAAGGAAGAUUGUUGCGGGGGGAUAAUUCUUAAAGGCAUAUGGUUAAUAGAGCUCACACUGUGAAUUAAGCCUGGGAGAUAUGGAAUCACACCUAAGGUUAUAGUGAACAUCACCGCUAUUAGCAAAUUAAGAAUUUGUCUUCUUUGGUUACAGGUGAACUGGCACGUCAACUUGAGGAAAGGGAGAGCAUAAUAUCCCAGCUUUCCAGAAGCAAGCAAGCAUUUACUCAGCAAAUAGAAGAACUAAAGAGGCACCUGGAGGAAGAGACCAAGGUAUUCAUAAGUCUAUACUGCUGGGGAACAUUUCUCUUGAUUCAUUAAAAGGAAUACAUUAACAUAGGAAGAAUUUAAUUUAAAUUUUCAACACUUUAGUGGACACAUCUGUCAGCAGGAUCUCAACCCUUCCAAUAUGCAACACAACUGUACCAUGAUGAGCUGUCAUUGGAACUAUGUAUAAAAGUUGAGAGGGGAUGUAUCUGCUAAUGGACUCAGCGGAAACCAAGACUGCAUCAUGCGAAUUAAUUAUAUCUCAUGCUAUCAGGCUAGGUCUACAGAUGCACUGGGAAUAACAGCACAAUCCUAUACAACUACUGAGUAGUAAAUGGCAUUCAGUUUGGUGGAGAAAAUGGGUUUGGAUUACAGCCCAAGACUCAUUGAACUCACUCCUUAGCAGAUAUGCACAGAAUUGUGCUCAAGUUUUUAAUUUUCCUCAUAUCUGUCAAACAAAAUACCAACUCACUAUUUGUGAAUAUCAAGGUACCUUUAAAAAAAAAAUCUAAACAUUUCAGGUGUAAGUAUUACUGGCAUAAACAAAUAUUUUAACUCACUCCAGAUCACUAUGAUACUUUCUUGUAUGACACUGUCACAAUUAGGUAGCCUACCACAUAUUACAGCAGUGAGUCUGCUGGUCUUGCAGGCGACAUGAUUAAUUUACAGUAAUCCAAGACUUGGAAUACUUUCUUGGGCACUCAUAAGUCUCUUCAGUACUGUAAACUGCUUGAGUUUUGUGUGAAUAAAGUAGCCUCUUGCUUCAUCCUGACUUCUGUCAGGAUAGCUUUACUCUGAGAUUAUACAUGCAAAACACCACAGGCAUUGUUCCAAGAGCACCAAUGUAAGAAUCUAUGGAAUGAAUUCAGUUAUAAAUGGAUGCAUGGUUUACGGUUCUUAGGCAAAGAAUGCACUGGCUCAUGCCUUACAAUCUGCUCGCCAUGACUGUGACUUGCUCCGGGAACAAUAUGAAGAGGAACAAGAAGCAAAGAGUGAACUCCAACGUGCCCUGUCUAAAGCCAACAGUGAAGUGGCCCAGUGGAGAACCAAAUAUGAGACAGAUGCCAUUCAACGCACAGAGGAACUGGAAGAGGCCAAGUAAGUGUUGGGGGUGAGAAGUGGCAUGCUAAUAAGCCAUUUUCACACAUUACAUUCAACCACAUUUUAUGUUCAUAACAGUAACCUAUCCAUGUGGGGAGAACACUACAAUCUGGGCACUUGGUUCCUCAUUCUUAGAUGAAGGGACAGACAUCCAUGAUCUUCAGCAUAUAUUUCAGCACGGUGGAAAUCAUGAAAGUGCUGGGAUUUAUAGAUGACAGUACCCAUAUGACAGGAUUUUAGUCCAAUUAAUUCUGUCACAUUAAAGAAUAAACUAGAAUUUGACAACAUAACUUUCUGAUUAAAAUCUGACACCCCACCCAAAAUCCAGGAGGACUCACAUUUUAAUUAAUGAUGUUGCCAAAAUGCAUAAUAACCUGAUUCAGAAUAUGAAUUUACUUGGACUUGCCUAUCUGUUCUACAAGCAUGCAGGUGGCUAAGAUACUGUAAACUAUACUGUGCUACUAAGGGCAACCUUAGUAGUUAAAGGGGCAUCAUCAUUACAAUCUGACUUCUUUAAGGAAAAAGCUUGCUCAGAGGCUUCAAGAAGCUGAAGAACAAGUUGAAGCUGUGAAUUCCAAGUGUGCUUCCCUGGAGAAAACAAAGCAAAGGCUGCAAUGUGAAGUGGAAGACAUGAUGGUGGACGUUGAGAGAGCAAAUGCACUAGCAGCUGCUCUGGAUAAGAAGCAAAGGAAUUUUGACAAGGUGUGUUUCUCCUCUAUAGUAUCAGCCCUUAGAUGAGAAAUAGGCACUCUUCGUCUCAAACUAGCAGAUACACUCCACUUGCUUCUGAAUUUGAAUCUGACUCUCACUUCUACCUACUACUUUACUACUACUACUAAUAUAAUAAUAAUAAUAAUAAUAAUAAUAAUAAUAAUAAUAAUAAUAAAUAAAUAAAUAAAUAAUAAUAAUAAAUUUAUUACUUAUACCCUGCCCACUCUGGGAGGCUUCCAACAGGAGAUUAAAAAUACAUUAAAACAUCAGUCAUUAAAAAAAAAACUUCCCUAAACAGGGCUGCCUUCAGAUGUCUUCUAAACGUCAGAUAGUUGUUUAUUCCUUUGACAUCUGAUGGGAGGGUGUUCCACAGGGCAGGAGCCACUACCAAGAAGGCCCUCUGCCUGGUUCCCUGUAACUUUACUUCUUGUAGUGAGGGUACCGCCAGAAGGCCCUUGGCACUGGACCUCAGUGUCCAGGCCAAACAAUGGGGGUAGAGACGCUCCUUCAGGUAUACUGAAAUAUUUAAGCCCAUUCUCAGAGGGACACCAGCAAUUUGGCCCAGAUUUGAGGAAUGAGGGCACCAUGCAGAGCCCAUAGCCUGUGACAGAAGGAUCUUACAAAUGUGUGUCUGUAUUUGUUUAUUAAUGGGAAACCAUUCAGUUUCCUGAUUCAGGGUUGCAUCACCCCUGUACUUAUGCCCAGCAUGCUUGACAUGAUUUUGGGCUGUAUGACUACUUUGCUAUUGGGAAUUGGUUUGUGAUGGCUGUUUCACAAUUGUGUUAAGAUCCCAACUUUCUUUUAUCAUGAAACUUGAGGCGGCACAUAUAGAGUACCUAGGAGUUGUUCCAUCCAGGCAUGAACUAGAGUUGCUGCUUAACUUUAACAAGGUAGAUGUGUCAUGUGCUUUCUGACCAUGCGUGUCACAUAUUGAUGUUGCCAUGAUUUAGGGACAUGUGCCCUGACCUUCUGCUCUGAGAUCAAGAGUGCUAUUGCGUGUUUGGGAAAAAGAUUGUCAGAGAAUUGCUGGGGGACAGAGAGUGGUGGCUGGUGGAAUUGCAGUGUAUAGUUUUAUCAGCCAAGGCUUCCUGUUUCUUUGUUUGGCACAGAAAAUAAAGAGGUAGAGAAACCCCCUGUGAACUGUCACUGCCUUCUUCCCAGUGAUGAACAGAACUGUUACUGAGAAGACUAGUUUAGCAAAGAAAAAUCAUAGGCAAAUAAAACGGCAACUAACUAACUAAAACACAAUGGAUGUUAAGAUUUUGGCAGAAUGGAAGACCAAGUAUGAGGAGAGCCAGUCAGAGCUAGAAGGUUCCUUAAAGGAGUCACGCUCCUUGAGCACUGAACUUUUCAAAAUGAAGAAUGCUUAUGAGGAGACACUAGAUCAGCUGGAAACAAUCAAGCGAGAAAACAAGAACCUACAGCGUAAGUUUCCUUUUUUGGCCUUCUUUCUAUUUGUUGGUUAUUUUGACUCUAGCAAUGAUAAUUCACAGCGCAGAGGGUCUCAGGGAUAUGCAGGGAAUGCUGACUUUUCUCUGUGCCUUUAGCAGUGGUACAACAAGCAGAAAGAUCCUCAUCAUUGCACCUCCAUAUCAUGGAAGCUGCACUGAUUCAGAAACUGUCCAUCUUUGUGCAGAACUGUGACCAAAAAUCAAGAGAAGACUAGAGCAGGUGUCAGAUCAUAGCACAUUCUAGCCUUUAAGCCUUUUAGGACUUUAAGAAAAUAUUAGAAUUAAAAGCGUUCAGAAUUUCCAGAUCUCUGCACAUUCUCAUUCUCAUCCUGUGAUGAGAAGGCAAGGCUAACUUGAUAUCACUAAUGGCAGUUUUCAGAAUUGACUGCCCCACACAAAUCUCAUAAAUGUCCUUAGCAAGUAUUGGCAACAGCAAUUGGUUGGUUCAAUUUCACACAAUGCAUUUUUGUCCAUGUAAGCAGUUCCAACUUUCUCUGGUAGCUGGUGGUAAUCACAGGUAAAACUGACAGAAUUUCCUAGGUUUGGGGGGGAAAAAAGAAUUUAUGAUGGCUCAUGCAUCAUAUAUGGGAGCAUUUGGGAUAUCUUUCAUAAUAAAAAAUGAGUUUUGUGAACUGUUCUGAAGCAGACAGAUGAAGGCACAAGUAUCACCUCUCUUUGCAGAGCAGCUCUUUGCACAUGUGUGUGUGUUUCUAGUUCUGGAGGCAUUUCACCCUUUAUCAUCUGUGUGUAUGUUUAAUUCUUCCUAGAGGAAAUAGCUGAUCUUACAGAACAAAUUAGUCAAAGUGGCAAAAUUAUACAUGAACUUGAGAAGGCCAAGAAGCAGAUAGAAGUGGAGAAAUCUGAUAUGCAGAUGGCUCUAGAGGAAGCGGAGGUAAGAUGCCAAAAAGUAGUAGGAAAGAAAGUACAAAUGGCAAAUAAUUAGGUUUUUAUAAAAGUCUUUUGGAGUGUGGUAGUUGGAGAUGCUCAUUUGUUGCAUCGGAUUCCCACAAACCACAUACCAAGCUGAGCUUGGUCCACCAACGAUUUGUUUGCCAGAUGGUCAUCAUGGCAUGGUGGACAUUGUUUAAGCUAAAGGGCAAUAUGGAUAUAGGAUUCUCUGAAGUCACAUCACACCUAAUCUUUGAGGAAACUUCUACAGUGACUUCCACAUUGGUGUUAAAUUGUUAACAGAUAUUAGUUAACUAUGUUUUACUACACUGUGGUAAGAUCAAGAAGGAGAAAAGUAAUCUAAGUUUCCUCCAAUCACAAAUCUCUGUGCUGCUUUAUUUCUCCAACAUUUCCUCAAUAGGGUGCUCUUGAACAUGAGGAAGCCAAAAUCCUUCGCAUUCAGCUUGAGUUGACUCAGGUGAGAUCCGAGAUCGAUAGAAAGAUUGCUGAGAAAGAUGAAGAAAUUGAUCAGCUGAAGAGGAACCACCAAAGAACAGUGGACACAAUGCAAAGUGCCUUGGAUGCAGAAAUACGGAGCAGGAAUGAAGCUGUGAGGAUUAAGAAGAAGAUGGAGGGAGAUUUAAAUGAAAUGGAGAUCCAGCUGAGCCAUGCAAACCGUCUUGCAGCUGAGACACAGAAACACCUCAGGAAUGUCCAAGGGCAGCUUAAGGUACUUAUCUUUCCAAUAUAUCUUUUAUAUCAAGAGUGGUUAAUCUGUGGCCUUCCAUAUGUUGUUGGAUUACAGCUCCCAUUGUCCUUGACCACUGGUCAUGUUGGCUAGGGCUGAUGGGCAGUGGAGUCCAACAACAUCCUGGAGGGUCAUAUGUUAACCACUAUCGCUUUAUAUGAAUAAUAGAAAUUCAGUUCUGCUAAACACUUUCCCCUGUUGUGUUUAGGACACACAGCUACAUUUGGAUGAUGCCCUCCGAGGCCAAGAAGAUCUGAAAGAGCAAGUGGCUAUGAUUGAGCGCAGAGCUAAUCUGAUGCAGGCUGAGAUUGAGGAGCUCCGGGCAGCUCUGGAACAGACAGAGAGGGGCAGGAAGUUAGCUGAACAAGAGCUUCUAGAUGCAAAUGAACGCGUGCAACUUCUUCACACGCAAGUAUGGGCUACAGUUGUCACUAUAACAACAAAACUUGCCAUGCUACAUUAGUUCAAAUGUCCAUCUAAUCUCACAUUCGAUGUCUGACCGUGGCCACUGACAUGCUCUAUAGUGGUAAACAGAGACAUGCUGCCUCCAAGUAUGAGGAGGAAUAAUUGCUUAAUCAUUACUAGAAACUGCAGCAUAAGAGACACUAAAACAUCCUCACUGUGUCUUUUGUUUAGAACACCAGCCUUAUUAACACAAAGAAGAAGCUGGAAAUUGAUGUUUCUCAACUUCAAAGUGAAGUGGAAGAUGCCAUUAAAGAGGCCAGAAAUGCAGAGGAGAAGGCAAAGAAAGCCAUCACAGAUGUAAGAGCUUCUUUUCUCUUUCAGUGGUUGCCACAAAACCUUGCUGUUAUCUAUAACAAUUUUUGUUGGCUCAUGGGCACUUGAUCACAGUGAUCAUUCUAGAGCUGUCCAGUCCUUCUGUGAGUGGCUAACAGUUUUUUCCUUCAGUAUGCCUUCACAAACUGAUAGGAGGAGGAAGAAGAGCCUCUAUUCCUUCAAAGUGCGCCUCUAAAGGGGCAUGCGUGAAAGUGUUGCCUCAGGUGGCUUCAACCCUUAUAUACCUUGGAACAAAUAGGGAAGGGCAUUAAUACAGUCUCCAGGCACUACCAGUUCCCCCAGCCCCAGUUGCUAUGCUCCAUUCAUCUAUUUCCCCUAAAGGAACAAAGCUCAGUUUCACAAGAUGGCCUGCUUAAAACCCUGGUCUUUUUGCUAGCAUGCUAUCAUUUGCAAACAGUUGCGUGCAUUUUCCCCAUCACUGAGUUUCCAUGCCAUCCCUGUUGAACGUUUGCCUGCCAUGCAGCUGUUGAAGCGCAGAGCCUUUGCAAGAGAAAAAACAGUGGCAAACAACUCUAUGUAGCCCAUCAUACAAGCGAUGAAUCUAAAUAUGUUUUGCACAAAAUGUCCUUCAGUCACACAGCUAGGGCCAUAUGUGAGUCAUUCUUCUAUGACCCCAAUCCCUGUGGGCUGGGGAAAUGGCGUAACCAGGUGGACUGCUGAUUUCAGGUGAAGGACAUACAUGAUCAGCUUUUUCUUCUUUUUACAUGAUCACAACAUUUCACAUGCAGACCUCUACCCCAAGCAAUGCCCUCACAGGAAAGCAGAUCUCAUGUGGUUGUGUCUGAUGGGUGAUACACAAACAUUAUGAAUUUGGUUCCAAUUCAUGAAUGCUUAUGUCUUAAUGAGUUAGCCUUUAAGGUGCCAUAAGAUUCUUUGCUGUGCCUUCUGCAACCAACUGACAUGGCUGCCUCUCCAAGAACUAUGAAAUGUGUUAUUCAUAUAGUGUUGUGUGAAGUCCUUCUCUGCACCAUGCCAGUGAUACUGGAAAUUCAUAAGUGUUUCCAUUCAAUGUUAUAUAAUGAGCCCAGCACCUUUGUUAAUAGUUUGAAUGUUAAUUCAUUCAUUGGGAUGGCUUACCUAUUGAGGUGGUCCCAGCAGGCCAUUUCUGGUGGUCACAAGUUGAUCUUUCAAACUCUGCUGAGCUUCUGUCCUUUGCUCCGAGUGUACCUGUUGACUGGGGUCUACUGUUUGUAUGUCAAGGCGGCCAUGAUGGCAGAGGAGCUGAAGAAAGAACAAGACACUAGCGCUCACCUGGAGAGAAUGAAAAAGAACCUGGAUCAGACAGUGAAGGAUCUGCAGCUUCGGCUGGAUGAAGCAGAACAACUUGCUCUGAAAGGAGGGAAGAAGCAGAUCCAGAAAAUGGAGGCCAGGGUAAACACUGGGGUUGGGAGCUGGUGGCAAGCACCAGAGUUCUCCAUAGGUCAGAGGACCCUAUAUCAGAGUUGCUAAGGAAAUUAAUGUUUUGCUUGACCUCCUAGAUCCGAGAACUAGAGUCUGAACUAGAGGGGGAGCAGAAGCGAGCCACAGAAGCCAUUAAAGGUAUUCGCAAGUAUGAACGGCGAGUCAAAGAGCUGACUUUCCAGGUAAGAGGGAAAGGACGGAGCCAGUGCUUCCCAAUACUUCUUUGACAACUUACGUAUCACCUAAUCAGGUGCCACUUUUCUAGGGUGAAGAGGACAGGAAGAAUGUGAUAAGGCUACAGGACUUGGUGGAUAAGCUUCAGCUGAAGGUCAAAUCCUACAAGAGACAAGCAGAGGAGGCUGUGAGUUAUUUGAAAGACACAAGCUUCAUUUUUGGUCAUUUGGUACAAAAUGCAUAAGGUCUCAGCUUUGACAUCAGAGGUAUGACUUAGGGUUUUUGUGUGCUAUUGCUUUCUGAUUAUAGGACCAACAGGCCAACGUCCACCUCUCCAAAUUCAGGAAAACGCAACAUGAGCUGGAAGAGGCAGAGGAAAGGGCUGAUAUUGCUGAGUCUCAGGUCAAUAAGCUUCGGGCAAAGACCAGGGAAGUUUCUACCACAAAGGUAAGUGCCUCCACAGACCAGAUGCCAAAUAAUUUGUCCCUCCUGAAUGAUGCGACUGUGUUUUUACAAAUCCCUGCUGCAACAGUGGAUGUAUGAAAAGGAAUCUGAGCAUCCAGCAAGGAGCCAUUAAGAAUGCUGCACAGAGUGGAAGAAGCAACACACUUAAUAGCUCUGGGUUCAAAUUCGCUGUGGCUUCAGCAUCAGUGAAGCCAAUGGAAUUAGGCAAGGAGAGAGUGUGGCUUCAGGCUACAGUGUAUUGAUAAGAGGCUUAUUCAGAAAACCAAAGUGCCCCCUUGCUUUUGCAGGAGUUAGUCUUGUAAAACCCCAGUUCAAAGACACAAGUAAGCCAGGGAUAGUCAACAUGGUGUCCCCCAGAUGUUGUUGAACUACAACUUCCAUCAGCCCCAGCAAGCACAGCCAUUGGUGAGGGAUGAUGGGAGUUGUAGUCCACCAAUGUGGAGGACACCACAUUGGCUAACCCUGAUUUAAGCCCUAGUCACCCAAACUUGCACAAAUGGUCAGGUCCCACAUCCACUAAAUCUGCUCCAGAGGGUUGGGAGUCCCUCAGAGCAGAUUUAGAGGAGAGCCUGGGGAAUUGCAAGUAGAAGGAGCUUCCUUUCCUCUUCCAUUGAUAGAAGCCUUACCAUUAGCUGAGUGGCACUGUUGAAUUCAAAUAUAUUUGACCUUCAUUUAUUUAGACCAUUUGCACCCCCCUCUUCAGCCAAAGAGGCUUCUUGAGUAUUCUUAAUCUUUGUUGGAAGCCCAGAGUGGCUGGGGAAACCCAGCCAGAUGGGCGGGAUACAAAUAAUAAAUUAUUAUUAUUAUUAUUAUUAUUAUUAUUGAGUGGCUUACAUACAAUGAAUUUAAACAAGACAGUCUGGUUACAAUAUAAAAAGUGCUACAGACAUGGGAAAAGGAACAGGCAGGGAAGAGGGAAAAAGCAAACUCAGGUGCCAAUUGUUCAACAGUUGUUCUUGUGAUGACAGCUGGCUGAGAAGCAACUCAGGGCCACGAGUGCCUCAUGGAGCUGGACUUUGGGAAAGGCAAAUGACUUUGCUUCUCAUCUUUCCUACUAAGGAAGCCUGAUAGAAUGUCUUCUAUCAUUCUGCCACUUGAUAAAGAGGAGGCCUGGUGGAGCUGGUUUUUCAGCAGUGCUGAUGGCGUGAGCCCUGCUUCCCAUUUCUCAAGAAGAUAGUGGCUGAAACAGCACAUUGUUCUCCUUGCAUUUUAACAAGUACUGAGUUUGUUUGUUUUGUUUGUGGCAGGUAAUCAUAGAAAGUGAAGAGUAAAUCUACUGCAGGACAGAAGAAGCUUGGAAUGUAUGCAAAAUGCAUAUAUGUCCCCAUGAUGUUGCUUGAAAUUGUAGUAAGCCUGUGAUCUUUCCUCAAUAGCCCUAAUAGAAAAUAAAUUUUGCUUUGCUUAAAGACUUGGUGAGUUUUGUUCUUUGUGUUGUAAUCUGCAGACAUAAUAAAAAGUGAAAGUGGUUGCAA